This is a messenger RNA of Drosophila busckii, 369 nucleotides long. Its product is annotated as lipopolysaccharide-induced tumor necrosis factor-alpha factor homolog. The transcript is spliced from 3 exons. The record is from RefSeq and is a predicted model, not a curated record. Bases 1 to 369 code for a protein of 122 amino acids. Gene Ontology annotation, molecular function: zinc ion binding. NCBI's taxonomy places the organism in Eukaryota, Metazoa, Arthropoda, Insecta, Diptera, Drosophilidae.
AUGGAUAUGGAUAUGAAGCCGUUGCCUUAUGAAUAUUUGAAGAAUCCUUCGCAGAAUGGACUAUCAACAGCUCCAGUUGUGGGCCAGCCAAUGUCGUCUCAGGCACCGCCAAAUCCGGUGGUCAUCACUGCCGCUCCUCCAAUACCUUUGGGGCGCGUGCCGCAGAGAAUGACUUGUCCCUAUUGCCACAUUGUAAUGAUGACUCGUUUGGAUCAGAGAGCGACUAAGAACACACAUCUUAUGGCAUUAGGUCUAUGUGUAGUUGGACUUAUCUGUUUGGCGCCCAUGCCCUAUUGCAUGAAAAGCUGCAUGAGCUUGGAUCAUUAUUGCACCAACUGCAAUCAGUUUGUGGGCAAAGCUGCUAACUAA